Molecule: messenger RNA, 1209 nt
Organism: Diaporthe citri
Lineage: Eukaryota; Fungi; Ascomycota; Sordariomycetes; Diaporthales; Diaporthaceae
Exons: 4
Coding region: 1-1209 (402 amino acids)
Biological process (GO): D-sorbitol catabolic process
Molecular function (GO): L-iditol 2-dehydrogenase (NAD+) activity
Source: RefSeq, a predicted model, not a curated record
AUGGCGCCGUCUGCCAUGGUUCAGGAUGAGAUGGAGCCCCUGCAGCUGCCCUAUGCCAGGGCUUCAAAGAUCAGUGCGAGUACAGGACCAUUAACGAGCCGGCUGGGCGAGCUCCAGGUAGCCCUGCGCUCAACCGGUAUAUGUGGCUCGGAUGUGUCUUAUUACAAGAAAUUCGCGAAUGGCGAUCUCUGCGCCUGCCAGCCGCUUUCGCUUGGUCACGAGUCCUCCGGAGUCGUAGUGGCCAUUGGCCCCCAGGGGCGAUAUAACCUCUGCAAGAAAAUGAGAUUCAGGAGCAGCGCGAAGUCGUUCCCCCACUUCCAGGGUACGCUCCAGGAUAAGAUUAAUCACCCAGCGGUAUGGUGUCACAAACUCCCUGACAACGUCUCAUUCGACGCAGCCGCUCUCCUCGAGCCGCUCUCCGUCGCCAUACACGCCAGGAACCGCGCGCGACCAGAGGCUGGUUCCACGGCCCUGGUCCUCGGCGCAGGCACCGUCGGGCUCCUGACCGCGGCCAUGGCCCGGCAGUCAGGCUGCACGACAGUGACGGUCUGCGACGUGGACCAGGGCCGCGUCGACUACGCGCUCGACAAGGGGUUCGCGACCCACGGCUACGUCGUGCCGCGGCCCCUGCACCUCUCCUCCAGCAGCUCCUCCGUCUCCGGGGCGUCGACCCCGGGCGGCGUGGCGGACGGCGCCAUGACCCCCGCCAGCAGCGUCUUCUCGACGCUAGACGGCAGGCUGGAGGGCGCGAAGGCGACGGCGGCGGACAUCAUCGCCGCCUCGUUCAGGGCCGCCUCCUCGGCGCCGCUGGCCGACACCGACGAGGACGAGGACGACGGCUUCGACGUCACGUUUGAGUGCACGGGCAAGGAGGUGUGCAUGCACACGUCCCUGUACGCGACCAGGCCCGGUGGCAAGGUCAUCAUGGUGGGCAUGGGGACGCCGAUCCAGACGCUGCCCAUGUCGGUGGCGCACCUGCGCGAGGUGGACAUCCUGGGCAUCUUCCGCUACGCCAACACAUACGCGACGGGCAUUCGCCUGCUGUGCGCCCAGAAGAGGGGCGGCGGCGCCUUCGCGCUGCCCAGCCUGGACAACAUGGUCACCCACCGGUUCAAGGGCCUCGAGAACGCGAGGCAGGCUUUUGAGCUGGCCGGGCGGACGGUCGAUGACGAGGGGAGGAUGGUGCUCAAGGUUGUGAUUGAGGCGUGA